Thermothelomyces thermophilus ATCC 42464 is the source of this 4385-nucleotide messenger RNA. RefSeq lists its product as uncharacterized. The transcript has a single exon. Gene Ontology annotation, biological process: phosphorelay signal transduction system; phosphorylation. The record is from RefSeq and is a predicted model, not a curated record. Gene Ontology annotation, molecular function: phosphorelay sensor kinase activity. Bases 133 to 4215 code for a protein of 1360 amino acids. Lineage: Eukaryota; Fungi; Ascomycota; Sordariomycetes; Sordariales; Chaetomiaceae.
GUUUAGUCUGCAGAUGCCGACGCCCGUUUUGAGGGGCGAAGACGGCAAAGCAACUGACCUCCCAUACCAGAGCAACGCCCGUUUCUCGACGACAUCAACAGCGUGGACUGGGCCCAGACGCCGCUCGGCCCCAUGCGGAGCUGGCACCGCAAGCUUGACGAGACCAUCAACCAGAUCCUCGUCGACAGCCGGCCCAUCGCCGUCUACUGGGGCCCGUCCUACAUCACCGUGUACAACGAAGCCUUCAGCAAGCUCUGCGGGUCAAAGCACCCUUCCAUGCUUGGCAUGCCGGUUCAGGAAGCGUGGGCCGAGGCGGGCCAGCGCCUAAGGGAAACCAUGCGCACCAUCUCCGCGAACACGAAGGGCGCCGUCGAGGAUGAGUGGCGAUUCUUUGUCGAGAGAGAGUCCGAGGUCGAGGGCGGUGAACCCUGGCUCGAGGAGACGUAUCUGAGGUGGUCCAUGAUUCCUAUCGUGGAAAACAACGAGUGCCUUGGCUUCAUGCACCCCGUCGCCGAGACAACGAGCGUGCGUCUCUGGGAAAGGCGCAUGAAUAUGCUCAUCGAGCUUGGCGAGGUUCUGGUCACGGCAAGGGACGUCGAAAGCUACUGGGAGAAGGUGAUCCAGGAGCUUGCCGCCGUCGAACCGCGCUACGAUAUUCCCUUGGCAAUCCUGUACACGGUCCAAGACGACACGGAGACCACUGAUGCAUCAUCCUCCUCCUCCUCCUCCUCCUCCUCCUUGUCCUCGUCCUCGUCCUCGUCCUCGUUCGCCGCUGGCCCCGCCAAGAUAUGCCGGCUUGCCGGCACUUUGGGCGUCCCAGAGAACCACCCAAUAGCGCCCGAGACCAUUAACCUGCGAGCCAACAGCGAGCCUCUUGCCUCCUCCUUCAGUCGUGCCAUCGAUGCGCCGCAUCCCAUUCUGCUGCAGACAAGCGACGGUACGCUUCCCCAAGAGCUCCUCGAGGGACUGCAGUGGCGAGGCUUUGGCGACCCCUGCCGAGCUGCCGUCAUCUGCCCCAUCCGACCGACCAAGGAAGAGAGCGUGAUGGGAUUCCUCCUCCUGGGCCUCAACUCUAGGCGUCCGUACGACAACGACUACCGCCAAUACAUUUCCCUCCUGAGCCAGAAGUUGGCCACCUCUUUGGCCUCCAUUGUCCUGCUCGAGGAGGAGGCUCGGAGAGGCCGGAGCGCUGCCGAGCAGGCCGCGUUCGACCAGGCCAUGCUCAAGGAAAAGCUCGAGGUGCAGACCAAGGAGGCCAAUGAGUCGCUGCAGAUGUUCGAGGCCGUCGCCGAGUUCGUCCCCGUCGGCAUGAGCUUCGGCGAUCCGGAGGGGAACAUCACGUACGCCAACGAUGCCUGGUACAAGAUCACCGGGUACCCCGGGACCGGGCCAGUGGCCAACCACGGCUUCCUCUCCUGCGUCAAAGAGGAAGACCACGAGAUCAUCAUCUCCGAGUACGAAAAGCUCAAGACCGUCCGCAACGUCGAGUUUGAGUUUCGCGUGAGGUGCCAGGAUGACGCAGCCGAGGGAGGAGACCCCUCGCCGCCCCUGGCGCGCACGUCGCCGAGCUUUGAGAAGGAGGACAUCGACCUCGUCUCGCUGGAGGCCGUGAAAGAACGCCACGUCUUGGCCAGUGCUAGGGCCGAAUAUGCGGCCGACGGGAGUUUGGUGCGCGUGCUGACCUGCCUGACGGACGUCACCCCCCAGAAGAGGGUGGCCGGCGAGGCUCUGCGCCGCGCACAACAAGCCGAGAACCUCAAGCGCAUGGCAGAGUUCGCCACCGUCGGCCUGUACGACAUGGACCUCGACGGGCGCCUGCUCGGUGCCAACACCGUCUUCUUCGAGAUGUGCGGCUUGCGCAAGGUCGACCCGGCCGUGGUCGACGUGAGGCCUUGGCAGAGCUGCGUGCACAAGGAGGACAUCUCCGUGCUCGUCGAGAAGCUCGAGAAGAUGGUGCGCGAGGACAAGGUGCAGAACGUCGAGGUCAGGCUCAACACCACCUGGACGGCCGACGACGGCUCGGGCCGCAAGGUUGUCGUGCCGCGCUGGGUCCAGGCGACCCUGCUCCCGGUCAAGACGCCCGAGGGGAAGAUUCAGAGCUUUACCGGCUGCCUCAACGACGUGUCGCUGCAGAAGUGGCAGUUGGAUUGGGAAAAGGAGCGGAAAGAGGAAGCCAUCGAGUCCAAGCGGCAGCAGGAGAACUUCAUCGACAUGACGUCGCACGAGAUGCGGAACCCCCUGAGCGCCAUCAUCCACUGCGCGGACGCCAUCACCGCGACGCUUUGCCGCGUCCAAGAGCUUCUCGACAGCAGUGGCCUUGGUGGCGCUGGCGGCGGCGGCGGCGGUGUUCCCGAUCUUGCCAGGAAGGAAGCGGCCGAGGCGGGCAUGGGCGAGGCGAACGAGGAUUGGGCGAUCGAAGCCCGGGAACUUGUGGACAACUGCAUCGACAACGCCGAGACCAUCGUCACGUGCGCGCAACACCAGAAGCGCAUCGUCGACGAUAUCCUGACAAUGUCAAAGCUGGAUUCGAGCCUGAUCUCCAUCACCAGGGUCAUGGUUGACCCAAUCAAGAUGGUCAAGGAGGCCCUCAAGAUGUUCGAGGUGGAAGCUCGGCGGGUCGACAUCAACCUGAGCAUGGUUGUCGACCCGUGCUACCACGAGCUCGGCAUCAAGUACCUCGUUUUCGACCCGUCUCGUCUGAAGCAGGUCCUGAUCAACCUGCUCACCAACGCGCUCAAGUUCACCAAGACCGGGCCGACCAGGAACGUCACAGUAGCCGUGAGCGCCAGCCUCACCGAGCCCACCGAGGCCACCAGCAAGGUAUCCUUCAUCCCGCGUUCCCAGGAGUCCCUGGGGGAGGUGAUCCACGACCACCCGGUCCCCGUCGACCACGCUAACCCGGUGUUCCUGAUGUUCGAGGUCGAAGACACGGGCGAGGGUCUGACGGAGGAGGAGAAGAAGAGUCUCUUCCAACGCUUCGUCCAAGCCUCGAGCCGCACCCACGUCAAGUACGGAGGUUCCGGUCUCGGCCUCUUCAUCAGCCGAAGGCUGGCCGAGCUACAGCACGGCUCCAUAGGUGUCAGGUCCGAACCGGGUGUCGGCAGCACCUUCGCCUUCUACAUCGAGGCUUACCGGCCAACCGAGGAGGCCCUGCGCGAGGCAGAGGCCAGCGGGACCCUUUCCGACCCAGCCGUAUCGGACCUGCGAGCGAACGCCAGCUUGAGCAGAAGGGGAAGCAACAGGCGCGCCAUCAGCACCAGCACGCUCACCAGCGAGUCUACCAUCGCCACGCCAACCACCUCGGGCACCAGCCCUACCGCCACCGCGGCAGUGACCCCCACCAGCGAGACUGGUGGGAGCCCGACCCCAGUGGCGUCACCCGCACCGCAGAUCACGGGUGUCUUGGUUGUUGAAGACAACCUCAUCAACCAGCAGAUCACCCGCCGCGGUCUGCUCAGCAUGGGCUUCACCGUCGAUGUCGCGAACCACGGUAUCGAAGCCCUCGACAAGCUACGCCGAACGGACCGCUAUCACCCUGCCACCUCUUCCUCGGCUUCCACCACUCCGGAAGCGGGAGCGGGAGCGGGAGCGGGAGCGGGUGCGGGUGCGGGAGGGUCUUCAUUCCCCUUCCCCUCUAGCGCGAGCAGUCUGUCCUCCACCACCACCACCACCAUCACCACCACCACCACCUCCUCCUCCUCCUCACCAUUGCCACUGCCACCGCCGCCGCUACCAGCACCAGCAUCAUCCGCCCAGUCCAUAGGCUUCAGCAAUACCAGCAGCGCCCUGACGCCGCCCGCACAGCCCUUCCCACUGUCGAUGAUCCUGAUGGACAUUGAAAUGCCCAUCCAGGACGGGCUCACGUGCACCCGCAAUAUCAGGGAGCUGGAACGCGCGGGCAAGAUUGUCGGAGGGAGGAUCCCCAUCAUUGCCGUCAGCGCCAACGCCAGGAUGGAGCAGAUCCUGGAGGCCAAGGAAGCCGGGUGUGACGAUGUGCUGGUGAAGCCGUAUCGCAUGCCCGAGCUGCUGGAGAGGAUGAAGACGGUGAUGGGAAAAGUGGUUGGUUCCGAAGGUGAGAAGGCGCCGGAGCGUGAGAGCGCGGAUACUCCUGCUAAGGAUGCUGCAGAAGGCCUGGGGGUUAUCAAGAUGGAGGGGCCGACGAAGGAGGAGGAGGAGGAGGAGGGAGAGGGAGAUGGUAUAGGGAUAGUGAAUUGAGCGAGAGGAGAGGGAACUAAAUCGAAGAGGGAGGUAAGACGAGAGGGAGGUAAGACGAAGGAAAAGAAGACAAGAAAAAAAAGGGAUAAAAAGGUAAGAACGGGAGGCAAAAGAAAGAGAGAUGGGAGAGGAUAGGUUGGUUCUGAUGUUUUCCAUUAUGGGAUUGGUCC